AUGAAACUGGAUUCGGGUUCAAGUUUGCUUGUGAUCUUGGCAACAAUACUGGUGGUCGCUGUGGUCAAUGGAAAGACGCUCACCACAAAACCGGAUUUUUUAACACAAUGCCAACCGAACGAUUCCGAGUUCAAUCGAUGUUUGGUAAGAAAUUUCCAAGCAUUUUUUACCGAAUGGAAAGAAGGAUUACUUAGUCCAAAAUAUGUUGGUGAUUUGGAUCCAUUAUUUGUUAAACGCAUUAUUAUGGAACAAGAUCUCAGGCAUCCCGUCUCAAUGAAUGCUAAUCUCCAUAAUUUAGAGGUGAAAGGUCUCAGAGAUUUGCGUGUCGAGAAUGUAAGUUUCGAUUUAAAUGAAUUAUUUGCCAAGGCAACAUUGGUGGUGCCCAAAUUGAAUAUUCAUUCCGAUUACACGAUUACGGGACGUAUAUUGAGUUUGGCUUUAAAUGGAAAUGGCAAGGCAUUCAUAAGGGCGGAGCAUCUGGAAGUCAAGUUACUUAUUCGUUUCAAAUUACGCGAUGAAGAUGGUCUAACGUUUAUGGAUGUCGAUAAAUUGCAUGCCGAAAUUAAAGAAGUCGGUGGCUUCGGUAUACGUCUGGACAACCUCUUUCAUGGACAGAAAGUUUUGGAAGAGAGUGCUCAUGAUGUUUUCAAUGAAAAUUGGCACGAAUUCUAUGAAAUAUUACGUCCCGCUAUAAAAUCAGCCGUUGAAACCAUUUUAACGGAACGCCUUUCCAAAAUAUUUGCCAAUGUUCCAGCAACAUUUAUAAUCGGAGAAUUACCAGCAGCUGCUGAUUAUUAUGGAUGA
Messenger RNA from Musca vetustissima, 804 nucleotides. RefSeq names its product circadian clock-controlled protein daywake-like. NCBI's taxonomy places the organism in Eukaryota, Metazoa, Arthropoda, Insecta, Diptera, Muscidae. The record is from RefSeq and is a predicted model, not a curated record. The transcript is spliced from 5 exons. Bases 1 to 804 code for a protein of 267 amino acids.